Molecule: messenger RNA, 1254 nt
Organism: Phascolarctos cinereus (koala)
Lineage: Eukaryota; Metazoa; Chordata; Mammalia; Diprotodontia; Phascolarctidae
Source: RefSeq, a predicted model, not a curated record
UUGGGAAUUUCACUCUAGUCGGGGCCAAGAAUGGGACUGGCAAGGAUGGGGGUAGUCCCUCAGCUUGAUCAGAGUUCCCAGAUUCUACUACUGCUACUACCCCAAACCCAGAAACUUCACUUGUCUUUCAGUUGCUGAUGCUAAAAUUAGCUAGGUCACAGAGGGAGGGACAGUUUUAGGUGUGAGACAUUAGGUUAGAGAAAAAUCAAAGAAUAUAUAUUGCCUAGUUUCAGGGUUGAUCUUGGCUUGGGACAGGUAGAAACUUGCUGAGGACACAAGCUCUAUCUCUCCCCUUUCUUUCCACUGUCCAGUGAUAUACAAACUAUGUCCCAAUUUACUACCAUGCAGUCCAUGACCUAUUCAUCUCCUGCUUGGCCCUAGCAUUGAUGAUACUGGGGUUAGUCCAAAAAGAAUGGGUUAAGCUGGAAGGGCUGCCAUCAAGGAAAUCAAUUUUCAGCAGCCCCUGGAUACCUUGUAUCAACUCAAAUUGCACCAUGGUUGACCUAACAGAUGACAAGAAAACCUGGAACCUGAUGGCUAUAACUAUCACUCUUUCCAUCGUCCUGUGCUUUAUGUUGUGUUUGGACUACACUUAUAUAAUUCCUCGAAUCAAAAGCCGCUACCUCUUCUUUGCCUUUAUCAGCUUCCUGACAGCAGGUAUCUGUUUGUUCACAGCAAUCAUACUGUACUACCAAGAGCUGAGGAAAAGCUUCAACAUGUACUACCAUGAUAUCAAAGUCACCUGGAUCUUUCAUUCAUCUUAUAUAAUUAUCUUCUUAUAUUUAGUCUGUGGGAUCCUCUGUCUUUUGAGCCACAGAGAGUGCAACAAGAGCUCCCUUGACCUUCUAGAAGAGUCUCCCACACAAUCUCCAUUGAGACAGCCUGAGAGUAUCCAAAUGAAAACUGAUGAUAAAGAAAUGAAGGGAAAUUUUUCUGACAAAGUCCAUAUUGAAAACUUGAGCAAUACAAGUCUGAGUCCUCCAAGAAAAUCACAAGCCCUCCAUGUGACCUGGGCCGUGUAGAUUUGGGGACAGCUAUAGGAGUUCAUAUCUUCAUGCAUGCAUUUAUGUCUCUAUUGACUCAUACAUGUGUAGUCAGGUGUUGUAUGCAUGCACCAUUUAUUAUACGUGCAUAUCAUAUAUGUCUGACUUGAAGGACUAUUUAUAGGAGUGCCAGAUGAUAGUAGCAAAUACCCCUCUGCUUGGUAAAGGAGAUUUUCCUCCAGACAAUAUGUUUGCAAUUUCAUUAAAAGAA